UGUCUGUGGUUCAGGUUUCGACCGUGCGUAGCGUUGUUGAUUGUUGAUCGCUGUGGCCUGAGAUCACAGAACGUGGUUUGUGGUUUACUAGUUUGACAAUUUUGACAGUUAAUUUACAUUCGAAGUCAAGUCAGCAGCAGACAGGAAGAACGAAAAAGUGACAUGAAUCAGAAAGGGAACGAUAAGGAGGGGAUUAACAUCGGCAAAUGAUAUCAUUUUACUGAGAUAAAGAAAGGAAUUUUGCACAGCUGAAGGUUUGGCAUUGUAUGAAAGAUACUCUUUUCAAAAGAAUAAGGAUCAUAUAGUUAUAAUAAAUUAAGCAUAUUAUUCUCAAAGUGUUCAAGACUAUCAGAAAGACUUAUUGAUGUUUGCAAGAAUGACGACCAAUAUAGGCCGAGGAACUUGAGCUGUGACUGUUGUAUGAAUACAUUUUAUUAGCAAAUCAUAAGUUUUUUUUACAGUGGUAUCAUCUUCAUCUCCUGACAAAAUGUCUCCUAAUACUACUGAAGAAUUCCCUUAUUCUGAAGAAAAAUUAGUGAAAGCUGAAAUGAAAAUGUUAUCAACCUUGAAAACUCCUCAUAAAACAUUUUAUGUGCCAAUAAAACUGCCCAGUGGUUCAAAUGAAAAAGUUUGGACAAUAUCUUUCAAUACCGAAUCUAAAAAUACUCCAAUAGUUCUAAUUCAUGGAUUUGCAGCAGGAAGCUGCUUUUGGUUGCUCAAUUUUGAUGCUUUAGCUAAGAAUAGACCUGUUUAUGCUUUGGAUAUAAUUGGAUUUGGAAGGUCUUCCAGGCCAGAAUUUGAAGAAAAUGGUAUUGGAGCUGAAAAACAAAUUGUUGAUUCCAUUGAGGAAUGGAGAAAAGAGAUGAACUUGGAAAAGUUUGUUCUUGUUGGACACAGUAUGGGUGGAUAUAUUUGUACAGCAUAUACCUUAGAUUACCCUGAUAGGGUAGAACAUUUAGUUUUGUGUGAUCCCUGGGGUUUCAGUGAUAGGAAAGCAUACCCCAACAUACAAAUAAAGGCUCUCUGUUAUUUAUAUUCAAAGAUAAGCCCCCUAGAAUUCCUCAGAAUGUUAGGAAAAUUAGGUCCCUGGUGGAUAAGGCAAACUUGUGAUGAUAUAGUUGACAAUUACAGCAGUGUUUUAGAAGAUAGGACUAUUAUGUCAAACUACAUAUAUCAUUGCAAUGCACAAAAUCCAACAGGUGAACGAGCUUUCACUACCAUGGUUAAGAAAAUAGGCAGAGCAAGGAAUCCUAUGAUUCGAAGGGUCAACAAAUUAAGAGAAGAUUUACCUGUAACAAUCUUAUAUGGUAAAAAUACAUGGAUGGAUAAAGAAAUGGGAAAAAGAAUACAGGACAUGAGGCCGAAUACUAUUGAUGUCAGAUACAUCGAUAAUGCUGGACAUCACAUUUACUCUGAGAGAGCAGAACUAUUCAAUGAGAUUGUGAAUAACGUUUCUGACUCUGUUGACCAAAAGAAAAAUAAAGGAAAUGUUCCGAAUGGUAUUGCGAAUGGAAUGAAAUCAGUGAAUGAGAAUGUGGAUAAUCUAAGUGAAACGUUGAAUUGAAAUUUAUUUUAUUAAUACAUACUAAGCUAUGGUAGCUGUGAAUCACUUUUUGAAAAAAUUUAUUUUUAUUUUUUCGCUAAUAAAAUUAUGUUUUAAGUA
Messenger RNA from Coccinella septempunctata (seven-spotted ladybird), 1663 nucleotides. Its product is annotated as (Lyso)-N-acylphosphatidylethanolamine lipase-like. The record is from RefSeq and is a predicted model, not a curated record. NCBI's taxonomy places the organism in Eukaryota, Metazoa, Arthropoda, Insecta, Coleoptera, Coccinellidae. The coding region runs from base 488 to 1564 and encodes 358 amino acids. Gene Ontology annotation, cellular component: lipid droplet. The transcript is spliced from 8 exons.